Saccostrea cuccullata (small rock oyster) is the source of this 402-nucleotide messenger RNA. RefSeq names its product dnaJ homolog subfamily C member 4-like. The transcript is spliced from 4 exons. Lineage: Eukaryota; Metazoa; Mollusca; Bivalvia; Ostreida; Ostreidae. The record is from RefSeq and is a predicted model, not a curated record. The annotation marks the transcript as partial.
CGUAGCCUCGUCGUAUUUCCUGUGAGAAAAAGUGGACUCAAAAAUGUCAACAUUCACCUGUUCGCAUAAAACUUGAUUCAGCUAUACAGUAUACAGGGUGAUGUCACUCCUACGCUGCUGUAACUUUAGGGCCAGGCUUUUCUGUGCAAGACAGUUUUCAGCAUCUUCCACAAGGCUUCGUAAGGUCAAAACCUACCAUGAAAUUCUUGGAGUACCAAAGGAUUCCACAAAAGAACAGAUUAAGGAAGCAUUUUUUGAAAAAUCAAAACAGCUUCACCCUGACACAAACACGGGGGAUGUAGAACAGUUCCAGGAGCUGAAGACUGCAUACGAGCAUUGCAUGAGCUUCACCAAACAACCUUUUGAAAUGACAUAUGAUGAAAUCCAAGCAAAAGAAAGAGA